AUGGCUUCGGAUCUUGAAGAGAUCAAGAAUGAGACUGUCGAUCUUGAGAACAUUCCCAUCGAGGAAGUUUUCACGGCGUUGAAAUGUUCGAGAGAAGGGCUAACGAGCGAUGAAGGAAACAAGAGGCUCGAGAUCUUCGGGCCCAACAAGCUCGAGGAGAAAAAGGAGAGCAAGUUCCUCAAGUUCCUCGGAUUCAUGUGGAACCCUCUGUCGUGGGUCAUGGAAUCCGCCGCCAUCAUGGCCAUUGUCUUGGCCAACGGCGGGGGCAAGCCUCCCGACUGGCAAGACUUUGUCGGCAUAGUCGUGUUGCUCAUCAUCAACUCGACUAUCAGCUUCAUUGAGGAAAACAACGCUGGAAAUGCCGCGGCUGCCCUCAUGGCCGGCCUUGCCCCCAAGACCAAGGUUCUGAGAGACGGCAAGUGGAGCGAACAGGAGGCCUCGAUCUUAGUCCCGGGAGACUUGAUCAGCGUGAAGCUCGGUGACAUCAUCCCGGCCGAUGCUCGUCUCCUCGAGGGUGAUCCCCUGAAGAUCGACCAGUCGGCCCUAACGGGCGAGUCGCUACCCGUCACCAAGCACCCGGGCCAAGGCGUCUACUCGGGCUCCACAUGCAAGCAAGGUGAAAUCGAGGCUGUUGUUAUUGCCACCGGAGUCCACACCUUUUUCGGAAAAGCUGCCCAUCUUGUCGACAGCACCAACAAUAUCGGCCACUUCCAAAAGGUGUUGACCGCCAUCGGUAACUUCUGCAUAUGCUCGAUUGCGCUCGGCAUGUUGAUCGAGAUCUUGGUAAUGUACCCGAUUCAGAAGAGGAACUACAGACAAGGGAUCGACAACUUGCUCGUCUUGCUUAUUGGUGGUAUCCCUAUUGCCAUGCCCACGGUUCUUUCUGUGACCAUGGCCAUCGGGUCCCAUAGGCUCUCCCAACAAGGCGCCAUCACAAAGAGGAUGACCGCCAUUGAAGAGAUGGCCGGAAUGGACGUGCUUUGCAGCGACAAAACUGGAACUCUUACGCUCAACAAGCUAACGGUCGACAAGAGCUUGAUCGAAGUUUUCCCGAAGAACGUGGACAAGGAUAAUGUUGUCCUAAUUGCCGCCAGAGCUUCUAGAGUCGAGAACCAGGAUGCUAUUGAUGCUUCCAUCGUCAACAUGCUCGGUGAUCCACGGGAGGCGAGAGCGGGAAUAAAAGAGGUGCAUUUCCUACCAUUCAACCCGGUAGACAAGCGCACGGCAAUCACCUACAUCGAUAACGAUGGGAACUGGCAUAGGUGCAGCAAGGGUGCUCCCGAGCAGAUCAUCGAACUUUGCCUCCUCAAAGGUGAAGACUUGAAGAAAGCCCACGCUGUAAUCGACAACUUCGCCAACCGUGGCCUCCGUUCCCUCGGCAUUGCAAGACAGACCGUAAACGAGAGGACAAAGGAGAGCGCGGGUGAGCCAUGGGAAUUCGUGGGCUUGCUUCCACUUUUCGACCCGCCGAGGCACGAUAGUGCCGAGACCAUCCGUAAGGCCCUUGACCUUGGAGUAAAUGUGAAGAUGAUAACAGGCGACCAGCUGGCAAUCGGAAUUGAGACAGGCCGUAGGCUUGGAAUGGGGACCAAUAUGUACCCAUCCUCUGCCCUACUCGGCCAGAACAAAGACGAGUCCAUUGCUUCCAUCCCUGUCGACGAGCUCAUCGAGAAGGCCGAUGGAUUCGCCGGAGUUUUCCCAGAGCACAAAUACGAGAUAGUGAAGAAACUCCAAGAGAAGAAGCACAUUUGCGGCAUGACUGGCGAUGGUGUGAACGAUGCUCCGGCACUCAAAAAGGCCGACAUCGGAAUUGCGGUGGCCGACGCCACGGAUGCCGCAAGGAGCGCGUCUGACAUUGUCCUAACCGAGCCGGGAUUGAGUGUGAUCGUGAGCGCGGUACUGACCAGCCGAGCCAUCUUCCAGAGGAUGAAAAACUACACGAUUUACGCGGUCUCGAUCACGAUUCGUAUCGUGAUGGGUUUCUUGCUCAUUGCUCUCAUCUGGAAGUUCGACUUUUCGCCUUUCAUGGUCCUCAUAAUCGCAAUACUCAACGACGGUACCAUCAUGACCAUUUCAAAGGACAGGGUAAAGCCAUCUCCAGUGCCCGAUUCGUGGAAACUCAAGGAGAUUUUCGCAACUGGUGUCGUUCUUGGGACUUAUAUGGCACUCAUGACUGUCAUAUUCUUCUACCUUGCAGCCGAUACCGAUUUCUUCUCCACAACAUUUAAUGUGAAAUCGUUGAGGGAGAGCCCGGACGAGCUUACAGCUGCACUCUACCUUCAAGUGAGUAUUAUAAGCCAGGCUCUUAUCUUUGUGACGAGGUCGAGGAGCUGGUCGUUCGUUGAGCGCCCGGGUUUCUUGCUCAUGGGAGCUUUCUUGGUGGCCCAAUUGUUGGCCACGGUUAUUGCUGUGUAUGCAGACUGGGAAUUUGCAAGAAUCAGCGGCAUUGGGUGGGGAUGGGCCGGAGUUAUUUGGAUUUUCAGCAUUAUCACGUACUUCCCGCUCGAUGUACUCAAGUUCAUCAUCCGGUUUGCUUUAACAGGCAAAGCCUGGGACUCGAUGAUUCAGAACAAGACUGCUUUCACCACCAAGAAGGACUACGGAAGGGGCGAGAGGGAAGCACAGUGGGCCGUGGCUCAACGCACACUUCACGGGCUGUCGACAGGUGGCACUGAUAGCUCGGCUCUCUUGAACGACAAAAGCUACACGGAACUAUCUGAAAUAGCAGAGCAGGCGAAAAGGAGGGCUGAAGUUGCAAGGUAA
Striga asiatica is the source of this 2763-nucleotide messenger RNA. The record is from the annotation of a GenBank genome assembly. NCBI's taxonomy places the organism in Eukaryota, Viridiplantae, Streptophyta, Magnoliopsida, Lamiales, Orobanchaceae.